Messenger RNA from Cynocephalus volans (Philippine flying lemur), 2058 nucleotides. It is a transcript of the gene BMPER, whose product is annotated as BMP binding endothelial regulator. Lineage: Eukaryota; Metazoa; Chordata; Mammalia; Dermoptera; Cynocephalidae. Gene Ontology annotation, cellular component: extracellular region. The transcript is spliced from 15 exons. The record is from RefSeq and is a predicted model, not a curated record. Gene Ontology annotation, molecular function: protein binding. The coding region runs from base 1 to 2058 and encodes 685 amino acids.
AUGCUCUGCUUCUCCGGCGACAGGGCUCUGGCUGAGCGUCCCCGCCGGCGCUCGCCCGGGCUUACCUGCUGCGUCCUGCUGCUCCUCAACUGCUCGGGGGUCCCCGUGUCCCUGGCCUCCUCCUUCUUGACAGGUUCUGUUGCAAAAUGUGAAAAUGAGGGUGAGGUCCUCCAAAUUCCGUUUAUCACGGACAAUCCUUGCAUCAUGUGCGUGUGCUCGAACAAGGAAGUGACGUGCAAGAGAGAGAAAUGCCCGGUGCUGUCGAGAGACUGUGCCCUGGCCAUCAAGCAGCGGGGGGCCUGCUGUGAGCGCUGCAAAGGUUGCACCUAUGAAGGAAGUGCCUAUAACAGCUCCUUCCAAUGGCAGAGUGCAGCUGAACCCUGUGUCCUGCGGCAGUGUCAGGAGGGUGUUGUCACAGAGUCUGAGGUGCGCUGUGUUGUUCAUUGUACAAACCCUUCGGAGCAUCCGGGAACAUGCUGCCCCACCUGUCCAGGCUGUGUGUUUGAGGGUGUGCAGUACCGAGAAGGACAGGAGUUUUAUCCGGAAGGAAACAAAUGCACCAAGUGCUCCUGUGUGGGAGGCAGGACACAGUGCGUGAGAGAAGUCUGUCCCAUUCUCUCCUGUCCCCAGCACCUUAGUCACAUCCCCCCAGGACAGUGCUGCCCCAAAUGUUUGGGUCAGAGGAAAGUGUUUGAUCUCCCUUCUGGGAGCUGCCUCUUUCGCAGUGAUGUUUAUGACAAUGGCUCCUCAUUUCUCUAUGAUAACUGCACAGCAUGCACCUGCAGGGACUCUACUGUGGUAUGUAAGAAGAAGUGCUCCCGCCCUGGCAGCUGCGACAGAGGUGAGGGGGGCUGUUGUGAAGACUGUCUCCUGCGAGUGCCCCUGGAGGACACCAAAGUGUGCAAGUUUGGGAACAAGAUUUUCCAGGAUGGAGAGAUGUGGUCCUCUAUUAACUGUACCAUCUGUGCUUGUGUGAGAGGCAAGACGGAGUGUCGCAAGAAGCAGUGCCUGCCCAUCAGCAGCUGCCCCCAGGGUAAAAUUCUCAAUAGAAAAGGAUGCUGUCCUAUUUGCACUGAAAAGCCCGGCGUUUGCACGGUGUUCGGAGACCCCCACUACAACACCUUUGACGGGCGGACGUUUAACUUCCAGGGGACGUGUCAGUACGUCUUGACCAAGGACUGCUCGUCGCCCACCGCGGCCUUCCAGGUGCUGGUGAGGAACGACGCGCGGCGCACUCGCUCCUUCUCCUGGACCCGGGCGGUGCAGCUGGAGCUGGGUGGCAGUGCCCUCAGCCUGCAGCAGCAUCUCAGCGUGCGCUGGAACGGCUCGCGGGUCGCGCUGCCCUGCCACGCGCCGCACUUCCGCAUCGACCUGGAUGGCUACCUGCUGAAGGUGACCACCAGAGCAGGUUUGGAAAUAUCCUGGGAUGGAGACAGUUUUGUGGAAGUCAUGGCUGCCCCUCAUCUCAAGGGCAAGCUGUGUGGUCUCUGUGGCAACUACAAUGGACAUAAACGUGAUGACUUGAUUGGUGGAGACGGAAACUUCAAGUUUGAUGUGGAUGACUUUGCUGAGUCUUGGAGGGUAGAGUCCAACGAGUUCUGCAACAGACCCCAGAGAAAACCAGUGCCUGAGCUGUGUCAAGGGACAGUGAAAGUAAAGCUCCGAGCCCAUCGAGAAUGCCAGAAGCUCAAGUCCUGGGAGUUUCAGACCUGCCACUCGACAGUGGACUAUGCCACGUUCUACCAGUCCUGCGUUACAGACAUGUGCGAAUGUCCGGUCCAUAAAAACUGCUACUGUGAGUCAUUCCUGGCAUAUACCCGGGCCUGCCAGAGAGAAAGCAUCAGAAUCCACUGGGAGCCUCAGCAGAACUGUGCAGCCACCCAGUGUAAGCACGGUGCUGUGUAUGACACCUGUGGCCCCGGAUGUGUCAAGACCUGUGACAACUGGAAUGAGAUCGGUCCAUGCAGUAAGCCAUGUGUUGCGGGUUGCCACUGUCCAGCCAACUUGGUCCUUCACAAGGGAAGGUGCAUCAAGCCAGUCCUUUGUCCUCAGCGGUGA